GUCUUUCCUUCACAGCUGCUAGGUCGGCAUAGUCAAUUUUCUUAUGCUGCUUAUUACGGUCUCUGCUAAUUUACGACACUACUGCGCUGCGAUAGACAUAAUCUGCCCAAAAUGAGUAUUAGCGACGGCUUCUAUGGCCAAUGGGAAGAUCGUAAAAACUGUGGCUGCGGAACAGGUAACUUUGUUGUUAUCCGAGCCGCGUGGAUCAAUGUGCCGAUGAUGGAUCAAACGGCUAAAGCCUGGGCUAACACGGGACGCUGGUUCGUCGGGAUUCUUACACUGGGCAUAUCGGAAGCGGUCACCGGUGGCAAUGGCGACAUCACGCACGAAGCCAUAGAGUGCAAGUACCGCUGCAAGAAAUGCGGCCAUUAUGGUCACUACACAUUUGAUUUUAACGUUACGGGUAAGCGCAAUCGAUGUGGCAUUUAUAAUAAGCAGCAUGCAGAAAUUGAAUCCUGGGACUUGUCCUUAAAGCAAGAACGGACAAUAGAGGAUAUUACGCAAUUGUUUAGGUUCACCUGGCCCAAUGAUAAUGCAAGCACGUACAAUAUGGUUUACUUAUUGGUUUCCUUCGUGUUCAGCAACGAUGAUUACACACUACGGUUACAAGUUCCAAAAACAGUGUGUUUUUGUAUGGUUUACAACAACUGCAAAAAAUUUGCUGGAUACAUGUGGCGAAACAUGUGGAUGAACCUGUGGAAUAACCCGAUGUUUCCAAAGGUGAUUCAAGAAUUUAGAUUUUGAGGACGGAAGUCUCUUUUAGCAGAAUAUGGCGGUAUCGUUCUGGUAAUAUUUUAAUCUGCCUGUAUGUACGUUUAAAAUUAAUACUUCCUAAUGGUUGUCAAAAAAGCAUGCGCUUUUCAGCAUAUGGAAAACUAACAGAUGAUUUCUGUAUGCGUACUAUUUGAUCGAAUGAGACUAAAGGCCUGUAAAGAA
Molecule: messenger RNA, 936 nt
Organism: Paramacrobiotus metropolitanus
Lineage: Eukaryota; Metazoa; Tardigrada; Eutardigrada; Parachela; Macrobiotidae
Exons: 2
Coding region: 112-744 (210 amino acids)
Source: RefSeq, a predicted model, not a curated record